Fusarium coffeatum is the source of this 1908-nucleotide messenger RNA. RefSeq lists its product as uncharacterized. Gene Ontology annotation, cellular component: nucleus. The record is from RefSeq and is a predicted model, not a curated record. The coding region runs from base 1 to 1908 and encodes 635 amino acids. The transcript has 6 exons. Gene Ontology annotation, molecular function: RNA binding; poly(A) RNA polymerase activity. NCBI's taxonomy places the organism in Eukaryota, Fungi, Ascomycota, Sordariomycetes, Hypocreales, Nectriaceae.
AUGGCAUCCGAGCAGGCAUACGGCGUCACACCCCCGAUCUCUGUUCAACUUCCAACUGAGGCAGAACUCCGUCAGUCAGAUGCUCUUUUGGAAGAGCUCAAACGUCAAAAGACGUUUGAGAGCCCUGCAGAGACGGCCAAAAGAGAAGAAGUUCUGGCUUCAAUUCAAAUCAUCUGCGAUGCGUUUGUUCGUCGAGUCGCCCAAGAGAAAGAACCCAAAAACGAAGUCCUCAUCCGUAACGCGAGAGGCAGAGUCUUCACCUACGGCAGCUAUCGACUUGGUGUUUAUGGUCCCGGCUCAGAUAUUGAUACUCUUAUCGUCGCACCCAAAUACGUAACUCGCGAAGACUAUUUCAAAUACUUCCCCGAUUUGCUGGUCUCGAUGGCCCCCAAGGACGCCAUUACUGAUAUGGCUGUUGUAACUGAUGCUUUUGUGCCCAUCAUCAAGUUCGAAUACUCUGGCAUCAGUAUUGACUUGAUUUUCUCUAGGAUCAUCCAAAAACAGUUGGCGCCGGACUUUAAAGAUCUCAAAGAUUCGGGCCUGUUACGCGGACUAGACGAAGCAGAGCUGCGAUCUCUUAAUGGUACACGAGUUACAGACGAGAUUCUUACCCUGGUACCAGAGCAAAGCACUUUCAAGAAUGCUUUACGAGCAAUUAAACUUUGGGCACAACGGCGCGCUGUCUAUGCCAAUAUUAUGGGCUUCCCAGGUGGUGUAGCAUGGGCAAUGCUUGUUGCUCGUGUCUGCCAGCUUUAUCCUAAGGCUACGCCAGCAGUUAUUGUUAACAGAUUUUUUCUGGUCAUCAGCCAGUGGCGCUGGCCGCAGCCUGUUCUUCUCAAACCAAUCGAGGGCGGACCUCUUCCGGUCCGCGUUUGGAACCCAAAGCUAUACAAAGGCGACACGUUCCAUUUGAUGCCAGUUAUCACUCCCGCCUAUCCUUCAAUGUGCGCCACUUUCAAUAUUACCCGUUCAUCAAUGACAAUUAUCAAUCGGGAACUCAAACGAGCUCUGCAGAUAUCUGAGAGCAUCAUGGGCGGCAAACGCCCUUGGAGCGAUCUAUUCGUCAAGCAUACGUUUUUCACUGCUGGCUACAAGUACUACAUCUCGGUGAUCUCGGCUGCGAAGACGAAAGAGUCCCACACAAUUUGGUCUGGCUACGUCGAGUCGAAGGUCCGAAUGUUGGUACAGAAGCUCGAACAACACCAGUCCAUUGCUCUGGCUCAUCCUUUCAACAAGGGCUACGAGCGACACCAUCGAUGCCAGAACGAGAAACAAAUUGAAUAUGUGCAAGAAGGCAGUCUUGACUUUCUCUGUAAGGAAAACACCGUGGAAUCUUCUAUUAUCAAGAUCGAGCCUGCAGUAGCCGAGUUGCCUGUUCAGGCUGAAAAUGGGGACGAUGGCAACCCCAUCAAACCUGAAACUGCGGAGGACGGUAGAUUCAUCAAGGCUGAGAACGGUGAGAGCAGAUUGGCUAUCAAAUCUGAACAUCCAGAAGAUACCGGUCCCAUCAAGGCCGAUCCUACACAACCCGAGAUAUCUGAUAAUGCCAAACCCUCAGAAGCACCAGUGAUAGGUGGUGCAACUGACGUUUAUACGACUACACACUACAUCGGCCUCGAGCUCGCCUCUGGCGCCAAAUCGCUUGAUCUCUCUUAUCAAGUUGAGGAGUUCAAAGAACUCUGCACCUCAUGGCAAAAGUACAAGGAUGAAUUGAAAGACAUAGUAUCUAUCGGCAUUCAACACGUUCGAAACUUCAAUCUUCCUGAUGAUGUAUUCGAGGACGGCGAGAAAAAGCCCCAGAAGAAGUCUGCAGCUAAGGGCGCAGCAAACACCAAAAAACGCGGACCCCCCGAGGAAACACCGCCCCCUGCCAAAAGACAACAAUCCUCAGUUGCGGCUGCGGGCUGA